CCCCCCCUCCUGCUCCCUCCUCCCCUUGCAGGCAGACGCCGGGAUUGCGCCGCCGCCCGCAGGGAGCUGCCCAGUCCUCCGGGCGCGGCGGGGAGCGCGGUCGGGACACGGGGCCGCUGCGGGCGCGGGCAGGAUGGUGCGCGCUCGGGCGGCCCUCGGAGCCGGCGCGCUCUGGGCCGCGGCCUGGGGCCUCCUGCUGUUCUCGGCGCCCUCGGGGGCGCAGCGCGGCCGCAAGAAGGUGGUACAUGUGCUUGAGGGGGAGUCAGGCUCCGUGGUGGUGCAGACCGCGCCCGGGCAGGUGGUCAGCCACCGAGGUGGCACCAUCGUCUUGCCCUGUCGCUACCACUACGAAGCGGCCGCCCACGGCCACGACGGCGUCCGCCUCAAGUGGACGAAAGUGGUAGACCCGCUGGCCUUCACCGACGUCUUCGUGGCACUGGGGCCCCAGCACCGGGCAUUUGGCAGCUACCGCGGGCGGGCUGAGCUGCAGGACGAUGGACCCGGGGACGCCUCACUGGUUCUGCGAAACGUCACUCUGCAGGACUACGGACGCUAUGAGUGUGAGGUUACCAAUGAGCUGGAAGAUGACGCUGGCAUGGUCAAGCUGGACCUGGAAGGUGUGGUCUUCCCCUACCACCCACGAGGAGGCCGCUACAAACUGACUUUCCUGGAAGCGCAGCGCGCAUGCGCGGAGCAGGACGGCAUUCUGGCUUCUGCAGAGCAGCUGCAUGCGGCCUGGCGCGAUGGCUUAGACUGGUGCAACGCGGGCUGGCUGCGCGACGGCUCGGUGCAAUACCCAGUGAGCCGACCACGGGAGCCCUGCGGCGGCCUGGGCGGGCCCGGAGGCGCGGGUCCUGAAGGCGGUGGCGCGCACGGAGGCGUGCGCAACUACGGCUACCGCCACAAUGCCGGGGAGCGCUACGACGCCUUCUGCUUCACUUCCAACCUGCCUGGGCGCGUGUUCUUCUUGAAGCCUCUGAGGCCGGUGCCCUUUGCGGGGGCGGCGCGCGCGUGCGCGGCUCGCGGCGCGGCCGUGGCCAAGGUGGGCCAGCUGUUCGCCGCCUGGAAGCUGCAGCUGCUGGACCGCUGCACGGCGGGCUGGCUGGCGGACGGCAGCGCGCGCUACCCCAUCGUGAACCCACGUGCGCGCUGCGGAGGUCUCCGGCCCGGCGUGCGCAGCCUCGGCUUCCCCGACGCGUCGCGGCGCCUCUUCGGUGUCUACUGCUACCGUGCACCCGGCGCGCCCGACCCCGCGCCCGGAGGCUGGGGCUGGGGCUGGGCGGGCGGCGGAGGCUGGGCUGGGGGCGCGCGCGACCCGGGGGCCUGGACCCCGCUGCGAGUCUAGGAGCCCAGGAGGUGGGGCGACCCUGAAGACUGGACACGCCCCCGAGGCGCGCUGGACACGCCCCUUGCGGUGCCCUGAGGCAGGCCAGACCCUUGGCGCUCUUGGACGCUGGACACGCCCCUGAGGGCUUCCGGAGACUGGCCACAGUCCCGUGGGCUCUUAGGAAGUAACUGCACCCACGGGUCCAUUGGCCCUCUCUGCAUACCGGGUCAGCCCAUCUCUUCUGGACAGUGGAUUCACCCUCUCCCUGAUUUCUCCAGAAGGGCCACCUCCCUGAGGGGCGCAGGAGGCCUGUGCUCCCCAGCUUCCUGAAAGCAGACCAUGCCUCUGUGGCCUGCUGGAAACAGACUGACUGCUACCUCAGUCGCCUGGAGGCUGGACCCCCGAGAUUAUCUGGCGACUGGCCACACACCUUCUGCAUUUCUCUGGACAUGAAACCUGACCGUUUGGUCAGCUGCACACCUAGUCCCCUCACAUUACCUGAAGAGAAAAGGGAAACCUCAGAGUUUCCAGAUGACGCCCUC
This is a messenger RNA of Octodon degus (degu), 1869 nucleotides long. RefSeq names its product hyaluronan and proteoglycan link protein 4 (gene Hapln4). The transcript is spliced from 5 exons. The record is from RefSeq and is a predicted model, not a curated record. Gene Ontology annotation, molecular function: hyaluronic acid binding. The coding region runs from base 134 to 1345 and encodes 403 amino acids. Gene Ontology annotation, biological process: cell adhesion. NCBI's taxonomy places the organism in Eukaryota, Metazoa, Chordata, Mammalia, Rodentia, Octodontidae.